Messenger RNA from Monoraphidium neglectum, 1443 nucleotides. RefSeq names its product putative anion transporter 6. The transcript has 6 exons. The coding region runs from base 1 to 1443 and encodes 480 amino acids. Gene Ontology annotation, molecular function: transmembrane transporter activity. NCBI's taxonomy places the organism in Eukaryota, Viridiplantae, Chlorophyta, Chlorophyceae, Sphaeropleales, Selenastraceae. The record is from RefSeq and is a predicted model, not a curated record. Gene Ontology annotation, biological process: transmembrane transport.
AUGGACAAGGUCAACAUGUCUGUCGCGGUCAUCCCAAUGGCAGCCGACCUGGGGUGGAGCGCCACAGACCGCGGGCUGGUUUCGAGCAGCUUCUUCUGGGGCUACGCGCUGACUCAGAUUCCCGCAGGCUGGAUCUCCACCACGGUCGGCGGCGCGCGCGUGCUGCAGGCCGGCGUCGGCCUCUGGUCCCUAGGCACCCUGCUGGCGCCCGCCGCGGCCCACCUCGGACUGCCCGCGCUCUGCGCGUCGCGCGCGCUGGUCGGCCUGGGCGAGGGCUUCGCGCCCAGCGCGGCCACCAGCGUGCUGGCCAGGCAGGUGCCUUCAGCUGAGAGGUCGCGCGCCGUGUCGACCGUCUGGGGCGGCCUGGACGUCGGCAGCGUGGCCGGGCUGAUUAUCGCGGGGCCCCUCAUCCGCGCGGCGGGCUGGCCGAGCGUGUUCUACCUGUUUGCGGCGCUGGGGGGCGUGUGGUGCCUGGCGUGGCCGGCGUUCAGGCCCGAGGAGGAGGACCCCGCGGUCAAGGUGGGUGCUGACGCGGGCAGCGGCGCUGCAGUCAGGGAGGCGAUCCUGGACGCGCGCAUCGCCGCGGGCAGCGACCUGGAGAGCACCAUUGAUUUUGACGAUGCCAGCAGCGCUGUCGCCCCUGGCAACGGCAGCGGUGACGGCGCUGGGUGGCGGCAGUCGCUGGGCGGCGGCGCGGUGCAGCUGCGCCUGCCAGGGCGGCACGUUGAGCUGGUGCAGCAGCAGCAGCAGCAGCAGCAGCAGCAGCAGCAGGAGGGGGAGCAGGAGCGCGACGGCGGCGUUCCCUGGGGCGCGUUCUUCUCGUCGCGGCCGGUGUGGGCUGUCACAGUGGCUCACUUCUGCUUCAACUGGGGCUACUACACGCUGCUGGCCUGGCUGCCCUCCUACUUUGAGGCGGCGCUGGGCCUGGACGUCCGCGACUCAUCCUUCCUCACGCUCAUUCCCUACGUGGCGAUGGUGGUGAUGACCCCCGUGGUGGGGCCCACGGCAGACGGCCUGGUCAAGAGGGGCUGGCCCCUCACGCGCGUCAGGAAGGCCGCACAGGGCAUCGCCUUCGUCGGCCCCGCCGCCUGCAUGGCCGCCUGCGCGGCGCUCACUCCCGAGACGCCCGCCGCGGCCGGCGGCGGCACGGCGGCGCUGCUGGUGGGGCUGCUGUCCGUCGGGUUUGGCCUGGGGGCGUGGAGCCGCGCUGGGCUGUACUGCAACCACCAGGACCUGUCCCCAAAGUACGCCAGCGCGCUGCUGGGCAUCACCAACACCGCGGGGGCCCUGCCCGGCGUCCUGGGCGUCACCAGCGCGGGUUACCUCCUCGACACCACCGGCAGCUGGGCCCUCGCCCUGUUCCUGCCCACGGUGGCCUGCCAGCUCUUCGGCGCCGCCUUCUACACCGCCUUUGCCAGCAGCGAGCGCCAGCACUGGAGCUGA